AAUGGACGCUAAGACAAAAUCACAGUGGACCAUGGAGGAGACAACCUGUCUCCUUGGAUUUUGGUCUUCUGCCGAGGUCCAGAAGAAGUUAGAAGGAGCAACCCGGACGAAGGUUGUCUUCGAGCAGCUGCAGCGGGAGAUGGCUGCGGCGGGGUAUGACCGGAGCGCCGAGCAGAUAAUAAAUAAAUUGAAAAAGUUGAAGAAGGACUUCAGGGACCAGAAAAAAGACCUGGGGCGAAGCGGCAAUGGACGGCCAAAGAAAGGUCCACAUUUUGAUGUCAUAGACUCGGUCCUCGGCGACAGACCGGCAUGCCAAAUCACCGGGGCGUUGAAUUCUGCGACGGCCAUGCUGGAAUCGAUGGUGGACGAGUCGCUCAUCGAAAGCACCCCUGAUAUCGAGUUGUCUGCCGUAGAAGACUUUUGUAACGCGGAGCUACCACCGCCGGAGAGUUGUAGCUCACCAUCACCGUCACCAUCACCGUCCAGCCAAGGAAGCUCACUUGCCAGACAAGGAAAAAGAAAGUGGGACAAGGACAGCGAAUUGUUGCAGUAUCUGGAAAGGUCUGACGAGCGCCACCUCCAAUCCCUGGAGGCCUCCAGAGUGGUGACCAACAAUUUGCUUGAGCAGAUCAGCGCAAGCAACACCGCUUUGCUCGGGCUGAUGGGACGUAUUGCCAUGCUCAGGUAA
Messenger RNA from Gadus macrocephalus (Pacific cod), 688 nucleotides. RefSeq lists its product as uncharacterized. NCBI's taxonomy places the organism in Eukaryota, Metazoa, Chordata, Actinopteri, Gadiformes, Gadidae. The transcript is spliced from 4 exons. The record is from RefSeq and is a predicted model, not a curated record. Bases 2 to 688 code for a protein of 228 amino acids. Gene Ontology annotation, biological process: positive regulation of DNA-templated transcription. Gene Ontology annotation, cellular component: nuclear body.